This is a messenger RNA of Hibiscus syriacus, 2862 nucleotides long. RefSeq names its product formin-like protein 3. The transcript has 10 exons. Lineage: Eukaryota; Viridiplantae; Streptophyta; Magnoliopsida; Malvales; Malvaceae. Gene Ontology annotation, cellular component: chloroplast outer membrane. Gene Ontology annotation, biological process: chloroplast organization. The record is from RefSeq and is a predicted model, not a curated record. The coding region runs from base 68 to 2698 and encodes 876 amino acids.
AUUGUUCCAUUGACGUUUUUUUUUCUUUCUUCUUUAUAUUGAAUUCUGAUCGUCGUUUUAAGUGAUCAUGCGUGCACUAUGCUGUGGUUUCACGCCAAUGUUCUUUGGUUCCAAAACAGUCGAACUUGUCCCGGGAAGUACCUCUCUAUCAAAGGUAUGCAAGAGUCAAAAGAGAAGGAAGGGCUUCAAUCAGGAUAAUUCACCCCCAUUGCAAUGCAACUUCAUUCUGAUGAUGGAGCUUAGGAAGAAAAUUAUAACAUUUAGAGACAUCAUUGAUCUACCACCUUGUAAUACAGCUUUAGCAACAGAUCAGAUGAUAAUAGGAACAGUGAAAGAUCUACAUAAGUACUACCCUCAAAGCAUACCUCGGUUCCGUAGAUCUAAACUAAAAAAAUUACCUCUUGAUACGCUACUGAUCUACUUUUGCAAGACAUUGCAAGAUCUAGCAGAUGUAUCGAAUAUGAGUGGUGAAGGGAUAGACAAAUGCACACUUGAUAUAAACAAUGAAGAGCACAAAAGUGUUAAAAAACUUGUUGAAAUUACUGUGGCGUCACUGAAUGGGUUGAUUAAGAUAGCAAGAGAGAAAUCUGAUAUGAUUAAUGAAGAUGAAGAGAAUGAUAAGGGUUUAUGUCAAAAGGUUAAUCCUUGUAAAGAAAGCGACUAUUGCUUCCCUUCACCGACUUCGGUGCUGCCUCAGUUGAUGAACGGUCCAUUAAAACAUUCUUAUCCCUCGCCUGUUGUGUUGUCCGUCAAUAUUCAAGCAGUGGGGAAACUGAGCCCCAUGGAUGUUAAGCAACUGAAAUAUAUGCUUCCUGAUUAUGGAGAUGAAGUUCCCAGUUUUUUGAAGCAAAACAAGGUUUUGAUUGAGGAACAAGAUGAAGAAAAUGAUGAAUUUGUUGAUGAAACCGAGGAUCUGAACUCUCAGAACGAGACACUAGAGGAUCCAGUUUCUGAUUCAGACGGUGCAUAUGGUGAUACAACGAUAAAUGGAAGCAAAGCUCCACCAAUAACACCAUUGUUAACUCCGCCGGCGGAAGUGACACCACCUCCUGAGUUGUCGGGAGAUGUAGAAGCUGAUGAAGACAGAUCAGCAUCACCACCACCACCACCAGCAGCAGCAGCAGAAGAAGAUUUAUCGAAGAUUCCACCAACGCCAUCCCAACCAAUUUCAGAAGCAAAAGAACCAGAGGCCCCCUCACAGGGUUCAGCAUUGGAAGAAACAGCAGCAACCGGAGUACCAUCGCCGCCAGCUCCAUCAAAGCCAAAUAUAGAGGUAAUAACAGCAGCACCAUCAGCGCCAACGGAGCCAAAUAUAGAGGUAACAGCAGCACCACCAUCAGCGCCAACAGAGCCAGAUAUAGAGGUAACAGCAGCACUCCCUCCACCAGCACUUCCAGUUGCACCAACACCACCUCCUCUUCCUAGAUGUAUAUCAGCACCAACAAUGCCAAAUAUAGAGGUAACAGCAGCACAACCACUACCAGCGCCAACAAUGCCAAAUAUAGAGGUAACAGCAGCACAACCAUUACCAGCGCCAGUUAUAGAAGUAAAAGCAGCACUCCCUCCAUCAGCACCUCCUGUAGUGGCAAAAGAAGCACCAGUUACACCAGCACCACCUCCUCUUCCCAGAAGUAUAUCAGCACCAAUUACAGAACCACCACCACCUCCUCCUACUAGAACUGCAUCAAUACGACCCUCACCACCAGCACCACCCAUGAUGGCUUCAAAAGGAUCAGGACCAAUGCUGCCGCCACCACCAGGAGCGUCACGGGCGAAUGGAGGUGCUCCACCGCCUCCUCUACCUGGUAGCGUGCGCUCCAAGAAAGCAGACACUAGAUUGAAGAGAUCAAGUCAUAUGGGUAAUCUAUAUCGAAAUCUCAAGGGGAAAGUAGAAGGAGUUCCAAAGCGAGGCCCCUUUGCAGCUAAUGGAAAAAAGGGUGGAGGUGGUGCUGCAAACAGCGGCAAUGGAAAACAAGGAAUGGCUGAUGCAUUAGCAGAGAUGACAAAGAGAUCAACUUACUUCAUACAAAUCGAAGAAGAUGCUAAGAAAUAUGAAAAAUCAAUCAAAGAAAUCAAAACUUCCAUCAGUACAUUCAAAACCAGUGACAUGUCUGAGCUAAUAAAGUUCCACAAAUCAGUGGAAUCCAUUCUCGAGAACUUAACAGAUGAAAGUCAGGUUCUAGCAAGGUUUGAAGGCUUCCCUGGAAAAAAGCUGGAAGCAAUAAGGACAGCAGCGGCUCUUUAUUUGAAGUUAGAAUCAAGGUUGACUGAGCUACAAAACAUGAAGAUUGAGCUUCCUUUAACCCAGCUUUAUGAGAAGGUUGAACGUUACUUCGACAAGAUAAAAAAGGAAAUAGACUCCCUGGAGCGAACCAAGGAUGAAGAAGCCAAGAAAUUAAAGACACACAACAUAGAUUUUGACUUCCAAAUUAUUGUACGAAUCAAAGAAGCAAUGGUCGAUGUUUCCUCCAACUGCAUGGAGUUGAUACUGAAGGAGAGAAGAGAAGCAAAAUUGGCAGGAAAUGAAGUGUCCAAAGGAAAAGGUGAAGCAACAAAGAAAGUGUGCACUAAAAUGCUGUGGAGGGCUUUCCAAUUCGCUUUCCGGGUCUAUACGUUCGCCGGCGGACACGAUGAUCGUGCCGAUAGGCUGACCAGAGAACUGGCCCAUGAAAUCGAGACUGAUCCUGAAAAUCAGUGAUUGUUUCACCGAUAUAUGUAAGGUAUAGCAUAUAGUGUUUAUAUAGCAUUAGCAACUUGUGGAAUCGAAUUUCUUUGUAAAUUAAAUCUACUUUUGUUCCAGUUGUGAAUUUGAUGGACUGUGAAAUCGAAAGUUGCUUCACGAGUUUGAACGCAGAGCUCUUA